AUGCUAUAUUAAUUACUUAUAGUAAUUUUAGUCAUUACUUAGGGAGAGAUUUUGUACUUAGAGAACUUUAUAGAUGAUAGCUUUGUUGAUUCUGAGGGUAUAUUAUUAUGUAAUGAUAUAAGGAUGGGCAGUAAAAUAUGCAAGCCAAAGUAUUGGUAAUUGCAGUAUUACAAAAUUGUUUGGAGGUUAUGGGGUGUUUGGAAAAAACACAAUUAUUACAAACCUAAUAAACCUACCUGCUCACUAUGCUAUCAAGAUUACAUUUGAAUUUUGGAAGUAAGAUUAUUAAUAAAUACUUAUAGAAUGGAUUCUUGGGAUAAUGAAUAUUUUUAUAUGUAUUUUGAUUAGAAUCUAAUCUUCUCUAAGUAGUAUGGAACAUCAGAUACAAAUCAAAACUUGUGUGGAUCAUAAACUGCAAAAAUAUACCAUGAAGAAGUCUCUUAAAUCAGUGUAUCCUAAAAUCAUAAUUUUAAAACACUUUUUAUCCUGAUGACGACAAAUUUAUAAGGAAUAGCAGAUGUAUGGAUAUAAAUUUAUGAGAGGAAUGGUGGGGAAUCAGACAUUUCAGAUUAUAUAUCUACCCAUGUCCAUCAGGAUGUUAAAGUUGCACUUAAGAAGAUUCUUCCAUAGAUUGCUCGAUAUGGGUUAUCUAGUAUCAAAGUUUAUUGACUGUGGACCCAAGCUAAUUCUAAAUGGAAGGAUGGAUGAUUUUUGAAGGGGAAUCAUCAAAAAGUAUUUGCUCUUGUAUAUUUGUUAUAAAUUAUAAUAGCUAUUCCAAUGGUAGGAGGUUUGCUUAUAAGUGGAAAAAAUAGUAAAAUUAUAAAAUCCAUAAAUUUGCCAGUUCAUUGCUAAAUUAAGAUUUAAUUCAGAUUUAUUUUUAUUGAUAGAUGGGAUUCUGCGUACGCAUAAUUAUAUGUAGAUAACGAAUUAAUAUGGAAUUAUAAUCAUAGUUCAGUUACAAACAAACUAAAUCUUUGUGGUAAUAAUUUUGGGGAAAAUAUUUUAAAUGAGAAAAUUAUAUUACCUCAUAAAUAGUAACUAUUACAAUUGUAAUUUACUACUACACUGAAAAAUUCACUUUCUUAAUCAGCAUUUGGUAUUAGAGACAUUGAAAUAUUUAUAUGUAAAUAUGAUUAAUAAUUUAAGAAUGUCCUUAUGGUUUUCCUUUAGAUUUAGAUUGUGGAGGAAUUUGUGGAAAUGGGGUUAUAGAUAAAACUGAAUAAUGUGAUGAUGGUAAUAUUUUCCCUUUCGAUGGAUGCUUUAAUUGCUAAUAUUCAUGUGUUGAAGGCUGUUCUAAUUGUAUUGAGGGCAUAUGUUUCGAAUGCUAAGAAAAUUAUAUUUACUAAGAUUUUCAAUGCGCUCCAAUUUCUAUAGACAUUCUAAUAAAUGAUUUAGAUGAAUAAUAGGAAUGUGUUUAUGGUUACAAACUAAUUAACAAAUAAUGUUAAACAGUUUGUGGAGAUGGAAUAAUAGCUGGGAGUGAAGUAUGUGAAAUAGAGGAAUAAGAAUGUCACAAUUGUUAAUUUAUUUGUUUCAAGAAUUGUGAUUUUUGCAUAGAAGGCGGAUGUCAUUAAUGUAUUUUCGGAUAUUCAUUGAAUUUGAAAGAAUAAUACUGUUAACCUAUUUGUGGGAAUGGCAUUGUAACUGAUGAUGAAGAAUGUGAUGAUUAAAAUUAACUAAAUGGUGAUGGAUGUUCAAGCCAAUGCAAAAUUGAAUAGAAUUACGUAUGCAGAAAUUUGUAAUACUCAUUUACAGAAUGUAGCUAUGAAAAAUAGCCUUCUUUCAAACUCUCAUUAAUUAACUCAUAUCAUUAAUAUUAAUAUGUUUCUAUUUAUUUUGACUAAAUGGUUAAAAAAAAGAGUUCGAAUUUAUUUUCUACAACUAUUCAAAUGCGUUUAAUUGGACCUAGUGAGACAUCUUAUAGUUUGCAUUUAAUUCCUAUUCAAGAACCCUUUGAACUAGUUUCUGCUGCAGAAUACUAAAUAGAAAUUUUAAUAAACACUACUCUAGAAUAACCACCUAUUUUAGAAGUAAUUCUAGGAGAACAACUAUUUAAUUACAACGAUGCUUCCCUUUUGAAUCAACAUAAAUAAAUUUAACUUAAUAUUCCAAGUUACAUUAAUGAUCAAUUAAAACAGAAUGCAUUAUAACUCAGCAGUGUAGCUAAAUACACAAUUAUUUCAAUGGGAGGAUCAGCUGUGAUAAUAUUGAUACUUUUUGGAUCAUUAUUAGUUUAAGAAAUGCUUGAAAUACUUCAAUAACAAUCCUAUCUUAAAUUUAUUAAUGUUGUUUUUCCUCUUAAUUUAUUUAUUUACUUUGAAUCAAGCAAUCUGGUAUCUAUACAACCUGUAUUGGAUAAAAUUAAAUUUAAUAAUAUAUUAACUUAAUUUAUGAAUGAUUAAUACUUGGAAUCUUAAGGGAAACUAUUAUUCUACGAAGUAAAUGCAAAUAUCUUAAGCAAUAUUACAACCCAAGUAUUCAUAAUUAUCAUAAUAAUAAUUACCUAUUAUUCAGCUUAUGUAAUUAUUAUCUUUAUAAGGAGAUUGAAUAAUUAACAAUUUUUCUAAUUUGGUACACACUUUGCCAAGUUUAUUAUGAUAAUCUUAAAAUCAUUGUAAAACUUCAAAAGAAACUUCUAAAGAGAAGCAUUCUAAGACUUUUUAAAUACAAAUAGCUGGGAUCUCCUAUUUAUGUCCUUAUUGUAAGUAUCGUCACAAUCACCUAGCAUAGCUUGCUAUUUUUUGGCAUAUCUGAUUUUUUAUGUUAACCUCUUUCUUUCAUCCAAAAUCUUAUUUAGAACUAGUUUUCCAAUUAUGAGAAGUCAGAAAUAAUUAUGGAUUUCAAAAUCAAAUUAAAUUAAACUAUUCAAAAAAGCAUUAUUUAUAAGUGUAUUAGUAAUGUUUUAACAAAAUCAAAAACUAUAAAUUAUGUUAUUAAGCCUUGUUUGUUAAUUUUAUUUGAUUUAUCUUUUCAUUAUGAAACCAUUUAAAAGUAUUACAGGCUAUGUUAAUACUAUGACAUUGGAAAUAAGUUCUUUUAUAUUUUGUUUCUCAUCAGCAUUGUAUUGGAAUGAUUUUUAAUAUAAAUUGAAUUAUGAAACCUAAAUUUAAUUUGCAUGGUUUCAAAUAGGAAUUUUAUUAUUAUGCUUAUUUAUUAAUUUAAUUUCACAAUUAUGCAUGAUAUGCUUAGAACUGAAAAAAAUUGUAGUGAAAUGGAUUUAAAAAAGUCAUCCCUAAUAAUAAAAUCAAAUACAAAUGAAAGGAAGUCCAUUUACAAUUCCUUGA
Messenger RNA from Paramecium octaurelia, 3284 nucleotides. Lineage: Eukaryota; Ciliophora; Oligohymenophorea; Peniculida; Parameciidae. The record is from the annotation of a GenBank genome assembly.